Molecule: messenger RNA, 5559 nt
Organism: Mizuhopecten yessoensis (Yesso scallop)
Lineage: Eukaryota; Metazoa; Mollusca; Bivalvia; Pectinida; Pectinidae
Product: topoisomerase I damage affected protein 7-like
Exons: 11
Coding region: 171-2087 (638 amino acids)
Source: RefSeq, a predicted model, not a curated record
UGGUGGCUGUUUACCUGUAAUAUGACAUGGAUUGUCUAGAUCUGGAACCAGGUAUAACGAUGAUCUAGGCACGGUACUUUUCAAAAAAAGAGAAUUCGAAAUGCUGGAAAAUCGGGUUUACGAUACUAUUGAUAACACAUAAGGUAAACAGAAGCUGAAAAGAAGACAACAUGAACUGGGUCCUACUUGCUUACACACUCUUUGGAUGUCUUGUCUACGCAGAUAUAAUAUGGGACAGUUGCAGCCAAGAGUGUUUAGAUUUCAUCAAAUCCAUAGAAAAGGAGGCCAGCUCUAUUAUUCGAACGCGAACAGCUGGAGUAUGGCGUAUAACGAUUACAAUGAAAUCUCGGAAAGCGUAUACCAAUAAAUGGAAAACUCUUCGUUUCCCUAGAAAGGAGAAUUACGUCGGCAAUUUGGAUAUUCGAUGGCCGAUCACAGCUUCACUUGGACAAAUCAUUAUGUUUGAUAUGAAGUAUAUGAAGCUUCAAGCUAGUACUGAUUGCCAGGCAGACAAUGUACAGCUCUUCAAUGGUGUCGACUACAACAGCUACAGUAACCGGAUGGAUAUCUUUUGCGGUAACGUUAUUGGUGCCGGCUUCUACAACUCCACUGAAUCGUCCACAUUGAUCAGGUUCAUCUCAAACGAUGACGUUGUUGUAGGAUACGGAUUCAAGAUCAGAUAUCGGGCGGUCGCACUUCCCGUAACCACAACAGCAACAACCACAGCAACAACGUCCACGACAACAACAACUCCUAAAACGACGAUAACAAUAACAACAACAAUCCCGACGUCGACAAAAUUACCGACAACAAUAUCGACGACAACAACAAAACCGACAACACAAAUGACAACUUCAUCGACGACAACCUCGACGACGACAACGGCAAAGACGACAACUAUUUUUAAAGACACGACAAAUGCCAAAACAACGACAACAAAUGUUGUGGUUACUUCGCCGACCACACUGUCGGACCCGGAAGACGAAGAUGACAGCAGCGAGGAAACUCAAAUUGAAUCCUCUGUGCUAACUGAAACUUCAUCACUGCUGACUAUCCCGUUUUGUUUCCAUCACUAUACGAACCAACAUAUUCUCACUGCAUCGAAACAAGUCCAGGUGUUCAAAUCACGUGGCUAUCCCUUGUCAUAUCCUAGUAACCUACAGGAGGAAUGGCUGAUCGUUAAACCCAAGGCCAACGAUUCCCUGGCUAUCGUAGUUGCUGACGUUGACACUGAGUAUAGCGCGAACUGUGGAUAUGACAGGGUGUCAAUAUAUGAUCGAAGCUGUCCUGACACAGCACCGAAAAGGGUCUUUUGCGGAAAAAUAACGCUAUCUGUGACACUCAAGGGAGAUCAGUUUGCGCUUGUCCGUUUUUCAGCAGAUACUACAAACCAUGGACGAGGGAUCAUGGUUAAAUAUUGGCUGAAUGACAAAACAGAUCUGGCAAAAGACGACAGUGUUUUAGAUGACACAAGCUUGAAAACUAUCAUCGUUGGGGUCAUAGUCGCUUUCGGCGGAUUCUGUGUAUCACUGGGUGUAAUUCGAUGGGUCAUGCGGUGUAGGGAGAGACGUAAACAAAAGGCGGGAAACGGCAGACGACACGCUAAUGAAGCGAACAACAGCCAAGAACCUUCCUCAAGGACAUCUCGGCGUCAAGGACACCGACAGUCCGGGAAUGGCGGAAAUACCACAGUCACAGUCUUGGAUGUUUCCCAUACAGGUCAGACACGAAGGAAUGGCCGAGGCGGUAGAAAUUCCCUGACGGAAUUCACAGGUAUCAUGGUUCAACCUCCGUCGUAUAACACACUGUUCGUCCCCGGCCAGGGGCAAUCCGAACUCAUCUUGAAGCCUCCAGCGUACGACUCUAAGUCGUACGAACCCCCGCCUUACCCCGGAAGCCCCGUCCCUCCGCCUCCGAUAGAGACGUCACAAAGAACAAACCGAUUGCUUCCAUCCGUGCAUGGAACAAGGGGAGGUAAUCGACGUAAUCAGCAAAGAACUUCUCAACAUACCACACGUAUCGCAGUGAAACCAGUUGAAGACAAUAGAGAAGAAUUACGUUCUCCACCACCGAGAUAUGAGGAAUGACCGGACAGGUUAUUGGUACUUCAAUUGAUAGAAAGACUCAAAUCGGUUAUGGAAAUUGAAUUGUUCGAAUAUCUCCGAAGUUCCUAUAAAUCAAUGAGUAAAUAUAAAAAUUUAGCAAUUUACCAUCGGAACAAGGCAAUGGGCUCAGGCAGAGAAUCUGAGUUUGAGCAUGAGAAUAUGUUCUCAUGAAUACGGUUCCAGGAGUAACUGAAGGGUGUGGUAAUUGCGUAUUCUUGAUACCUUUUUAUUGUACAGUGCGCAGUAGUAACUUUGUUUACAAAUGUAUAUAUUGAUUAAUGAGGGUUUACAUGCAUUGUAUGCACUUUUCUUAUUUUAAUUUUGAAAAAUUUGCAGGAGCUGCCUUAUCAGGCGCUAUAACUACUAGUCCUAUAUCUCUCUUGGCUAAGUUAUCCCUAUCUGCGUGUGUGCUGAAGAUGCAUUGUGUUUUUUGUAAUUAUUUACAAACAAAAAUCUAUCUAAUUUCCACCGAACAUUGACGAUUUUGGCAUAUAUCAAUAUAUAUAUAUAUACAAUUUGAAGAAAUCGUUUACAAAAAGGCAUGGACUUCCACAAUUUGAAGUAAAAUAGUGACAAAUUAACGUCAUUUUCCUUACGAUCACAGUGCAAAUGAGUGAAAGCGCUUAUGAAUAUGAUGUAAAUGAGAGAAAAUAACAGAAAAAUAUCAGUUCCUUACCUUUUUCUAUCAAAGUUAGCUUAAUUGAAAAGAUAUGAAACACAAAACUUAUAUCGAUUAAUGAUUCUCGACUGUAUACUGACAGCGGGAUUUUUAUAUUGAUUUCUUGUUCAACAUUUAUUUAUAUUUAUUUGUAUUUGAUCAUCGAUUUAAUAUCAAUGCAGUACGUUUCCGCUUUGUAACACUGACGUUGAAAUAUAAAAAUAUACCUAUAUGAAAUUUCAGUGGAAUGUCAUCGUAUUGGGAAAAUAUAUGAUUGGUACGUAACUGCAAAGUACAUAUCCAGUAAGUGUGGUCUAAAAUGCCAAGGGAUGGGCAGUCAGUUGUAUUUUGUUAGACGUGUGAUUAUAACUUCCAUGUGUUUAUCAUAGCAUUCCUAUGCUACAGUGAAAAAAAUAUUUGCUGAUGGGAUGAGUUGGGGUUGGUGUGGGGUAGGGGGGUUUGCCUUAUCAGUUUAUGUUAUAUUUAUUUCUAUAUAUAACUUCUUUUUACCUUGAUUUUUUAAAACCUUUCAGUUUGAUGUACACUUAAAUUUAACCUUAAACAAUAUAUAUUACCUCCUUAAUUAAUUGAACAGGAUAUAUAGAUUCACUAAACCGGAAAUUGUUUCUUUAAUAUCAGGGUGUAGAGAGUGAUUUAGUCUGGUAAUUGCUGUCUUGUGUAGUGAAAUAAGAACUCAAAUAAAGUCAUAAUAAAAGUUGAAUAAAUAUUGAUUCAAGACUCAAGGAUUCCUAUCCAACUGCAGGCAAAACACUGGAGAGUUCUAUUUUAGUUUUUUUCCUAAGUUGAGUGACCUCCACUUAAUUUUCUUAUGAAUAUAAUUGUUAUGUAAUUGUUAUGGAACUGUGCCAGAUAUUUACAGUUGAACAAUGUUGCACAUUUGGUUAGAACGAUUGUAUUGAUGAAUAGUUGAUACGGACACUUAAAUUUUACCUUAGGAAAUAUAGUACUUUCUUAAUUAAUUGAACAAGAUAUAUAGAUUCACUAAACCGGAAAUUGUUUUUUUAAUAUCAGGGUGUAGAGAGUGAUUUAGUCUGGUAGUUGCUGUCUUGUGUAGUGAAAUAAUAACAAUGGAAAAUUCUAUUUUAGGGUUUUUUCCUAAGUUGAGUGACCCCCGCUUAAUUAAUUUAUGUUUGCAUAUAAUUGUUAUGGAAAUGGGCCAGAUAAUUACAGCUAUACAAAGUAGCACAAUUUGAUGGAACGAUUGUAUUGCGACCGGAGAUCUAUGGUUCGAAUAUUAGUACGGCCCCGUUGCUGAUUGUUUAUUGGAUUACAUCCUUGUUUGUUUUGUAAGGUAGGCUUUUUUCAUAAAUAAUUUAUUAGCAAUUUUUCAAGCAGGUAAAAUGUUCCCAAUCAAAAAUUUCAUUUUAGCAGUGGUACAGGGAACCUUAAUGUUUUUUUGUGUGAAGUGAAUCAUUGUACAUGUGCUUGUGUAUAGUGUCUACUUAUAUAUUGUCAUAGCAUAUGAGUUAUUUUUAAUGAAUAUAAGGUUGUAUAUAACAUUAGUCUUGUUAUACUGUUAAACGUCUGUGAUACAAUUGAUUUAUUGUUGAUAUUAAUGUUAAUACGUCUGUAUUUUGUUAGAGACAAAAUCGACAUUUACAUUUUCUUACACAAUGGAAUUCAUUUAUCUCGAUAUUUCGUUGUCUGAUAUAUUUUCACAUUUAAACAAGCCUUCGUCAAAUUUGUGCCUAAAUGAUUUCGGCAGCCGGUAGGCAGUGGGUUUUCCAGACCAUAUGAAGGAUAUUCCUUUGUAAAUAUUCAACGUUUCGCUUGUUAAGGAUUGCUUUGCAAUUGAACUUUCUUUUCAGGAUCUUAAUCAGUCCAUUCGUUUGUUAUCUAUCAUAACUUCUUCCGAAAGAAUGUACUAUAAAAGUUAUUUUUGUACAAUUUUAACAAAAAAAUUGGAGCCUCGGAAUGGCAGACACUUUUGUUCCCAGUAAAGAAUGCUGAGUCGAGGGGCAGAAGGAAUACUUGAAUAAGUCGUGUUGUUAAUAAAAUGGCCAUUCCUGUCUUCUUAAAAAUCGACUGGAAAAUAAAACAACUUCAAAAUAGUGUUGGCUGAUUUAGGAUAUCCUUUUUAUAUUUGCAUCCUUAUAAAAAGAAAUCAUCUACCUUUUGUAAUUUUAAACAGUCUCAUUAAAGGAGCUUGGCCAUUUUGGAACAGUAAACCGUGUAGCUUUCUGAUAAAUAUAUAAAACUGGGUAUCUGGGUACAAACUAAACAUAGUCAAACCUUUGAAACGAUAUACUAAACAUAAUAUAUAAAUCGAUGUAGAUAAUUAGGGGUUUACCAAAUUUGAAAUCUUUGUUGGGCAGUCUUUAAGUAUUGACAAAUUAUUUCGCAAGGUUCAUAACAAUGCGUUAUUAAACACAAGCAAACUGCGUAAUAUUGUAAAGUUGUCUCCUAAAAUCGUACGUCUUGCUCACGUCUUUAGGAAGUGAGUUAACGUAUUCGGAGCAUAGAAAUUCUUCGUGAUUUUCAAUUCGUUAACAUUAUAACGUUUAUUUGACGCGUUAUAAGUGACUUGUUGAAAUGUGCGAUAGCGUCAACACAAAGGGGAAAAUCUAACAGUAGAGUCUGCUCAUCUAUUCACGAAUUCUCGCUGAGCAAGAUAGUAAUAAACGUUUAAAUAAAACCUUUUUCUACUUGCAAUAUUUUAGAUAUAACAUGUUCUAAAAUAUAAUUAUGGCUAUAAGACUUAUUUUUAAAUUGUAACGCUGUUCAUGAUUGUACAGGAUUUAUUUUUAAAAAAUGUGUUUGUUACAACUAUUCAUU